ACAAAUCUUGUGGCAAAAAUUAGAGGGGCAAGAUCAUCCAAAAAAAAUAAGAAGCGAAAAGCAACGGAAAGAAGUGAAACCCUUGAGAAGGAAAACCUCUAAAAUCAAAGUCUCGCCAGAAAUCUACAGGGAAAUUAGAAUACACAAUGUCGAAACGCAAUGUCUCUAAUUCUGGAUCAGAAGAAAGUGAAAGUGAAGAGAAGUUAAGCGAAGAAGAAGAAGAAGAAGAAGAAGAAGUAAACCCCAAGCAAAAACAGCAGGGUAUAUCAGAAUACGAGAAGCAGAGAUUAUCGAGAAUUGCAGAGAACAAAGCUAGAAUGGAGGCUCUGGGUCUGUCCAAAAUGGCUUCUUCUUUGAUGGGUUCGUCGCGAAAUUCAAGUCCGUAUUCGAGUAAGCUUAAAGGGAAACGCAAGGUUGUUGAGGAUGAUGAAGAUUACAGGCCCAAUGAUGAGGAUGACAAUGAUGACGAUGACGACGAUGACAAUGAUGAUAAACUUGAUGGUGAUGAUGAUGAGGACUUUACGGGUAAUAAAACGCCUCAGUCUCUGUAUCGUAAAAACAAGGUGAAAAAUAAAGUCUCAAAACCCAAGAAGAAAGCUCAUGUUCAAAAACAUUUGAGUAGUUCGGAUUACGUUGAUGAUGAUGAUGAAUUAAUGAAGGCAAUUGCUCUGUCUCUGCAAGAUUAUGGAGAAGUUUCAGGUGCUGUACGUAAUGAUGUGCAGCAUGCUACUUUGACCGAAAGAAAGGGGAAUGCUCAAUUGAAGAGGAAAAAAUCGUUCACCAGCCGUGUGCAGAUGACUGAGGAUGAAAUGGUAGUGCAUUUCUUUCAGUUUGAUGAAGCUGGCAAAGGAAACAUUUCUAUGAGAGAUUUACGAAGAGUAGCUAUUGCACAUGAUUUUAUGUGGACGGAUAAGGAGUUGUCUGAUAUGAUUUAUUGCUUUGAUAGCGACGGCGAUGGGAAGCUAAAUCUUGAUGAUUUCCGGAAGAUUGUCAGCAGAUGCAACAUGUUACGAACAUCUGAAAACUCUUAAACGGAUUCCAAUGCUUAUUCCAUCAUAAGUUGUUCCUUUCUGAACGGUUAAGAAUGUUGUGAUCAAGAAUCACAUUAUAAAUUUCAAUACUCUCCUUUCUUUUAUUCUAUGAGUUAUUAGAUAAAUGCUUUCAUGUACAAAUGUAUGUUAUAAUUUGAUUAAAAAAAAAUGAAGACAAUGUUUAAAUGAGCCCCCAACUCAAA
This is a messenger RNA of Durio zibethinus, 1234 nucleotides long. RefSeq lists its product as uncharacterized. Gene Ontology annotation, molecular function: calcium ion binding. NCBI's taxonomy places the organism in Eukaryota, Viridiplantae, Streptophyta, Magnoliopsida, Malvales, Malvaceae. The record is from RefSeq and is a predicted model, not a curated record.